GCCCGGACUUGGGACGAAGCUGACGCAUCGUCAUCCGCUCUCUUUUAUGGCGUUAGUCGUGACUGUCGUCAUUUGAGUGCCAUAUAGAAAAAGAACUGUGGUGUGUUAUCGUGCGCGUGUGUGAAAUGAGUGUGUCCAACCAAUGCCAUAAGGACCAUUUCGAUGGAACUGACGGGAGCGAUUCUGACGCGACGACGACGUCAUCGACGGAGCAUUUGACGCGGGAAGAGAAGCUUUACGUUCUGCGUCACACGCCGCGUCAGGAGCCGCAAGGUCAGGAGAGCAAAGGCUGGCAGCAGCAACAACGUCGAUCGCCCAGCUGCCGCAGCUGCAGCGGACUGCAACUUGCACAGCAGCAACAGCGCAGUGGCAGCGUCAACCGGCUAGAGCAGUCGCUGAACAAUAGCGGCGGUGGGGGACCCGAUCCGGCUUCCUCUUGUCGGACGCUCAUCAUUCACGGUAGCCUCUCGGAUGAAAGCUGGGCAAGGUUGGCUGGAACAGGAUCGAUACCCGAUUUGGGACUGACCGCUUCGACACACUAUCUAACCAGCACACCCAAAACGCCACCGUUUCGACCGGCGUCGUCAGAUUGCAACGACGACGCAGACGAUCUUUUGCUGUUGGGUAGUGCAGAUCGUCGUAGACGUCGAGGAGGUCAUCAUCCCCCACCUCCGCCACCCUCACCUGGUGUUGGGGGAUUCACCACCCGGAGUUUGCCGCGUUCUGCCAAAGAUUUCAGUGCUCUUUCUACCUAUCAGCGCCAUCAUCCGUCAUCUCAUCUGACCAGUUUAGCUUCACUGUACCAGGAAGAGCAAGACAACCCAGAGUUGGAUCAUCAUGAUGGAUGCUGUGAACGGAGGAAGCAGUUGAAAAUGCUCCAGGGCCUGGCCCGUGAAAUGAACUGGAGUUUGCCCAUUACGACGACGACGACACUAACACCCGGGACUAACGAUAGCUGCUAUCCAUUAUCCAUAGAGGAAAGUGGGGAAGGCGCCUGUUCGGCCCUGUCCAUCAGUGACACGCUCCUCAACGAUCAUCAGACGUUGCAAACUCCUUCGUCGUAUACAAGAGAUUUUACGUACUUGAGUAAACCACCACCUGCUUAUCCGCGGAAUAAAAGCGUUGCAAGUGGUACAACAACAGCUUUGCCAGUCGACAACGGCGCUACAAAUGGAAGCACUUGUAGUAGCCGAAAUUCGUCCUCAUCUUCUUGCCGACGAAUUAAAAUCCGGAGGGCUCUUUCCCGUUCACAUCCUGAUUUGUCCAAAUUGGGUAAAGAACUUGGCUGGAACAAGAGCAGUGCUGGAACCACUGAUUCUAGUAAUACCUGCAGAGCGUUACGUCACAAAAACGAGUCAGCCACUACUGAAGAGGCCCACACCAAAACGGAAAAGACCCAGAUCGAUCCAUCAGUUGAAGUUGCAUCUAUUCCGGAGGAUGCAAACAGAAAAGCAGCAUCAGCUUUAGCUGAAGGAGACAUGUUGGUGAGGCGAGAUGAUUCCGAAGCGGUGUGGAGCACGCCGGAACUAGUCGAUGCCAUUUUGGAAGAGAAUUUCAAAUUGCGCCAACAAGUGCAGAAUCAUCAGGAUCACAUUGCCAAACUGCAAAAAUUCGAAAAGGAAUUGAGUGCAGUACAGUCCGCUCAUCAGGCACUGGUCAGAUCCUCUGAGCGGAAAGAGUCCCUCGAACAAUCCGCUCGAAUUCGUCUUGAAGCCGAAUGGCGUCGUUCACAGGAAUUGAACACAGCACUGCGCAAUCAAGUUGAGCUGUUGACAUCACAGUUGGCGCUCAGAAGUGCCUCAGUAACUUCUCUUGGCAGCGCCACCGAGUCCGCUUCCGCUGCCGACUGGCAAAAUCAAAUUGCUCGUCGCGACGCACUCAUUGCCCAACUUGUUAGCCAAAAUAAAGAGCUAAUGACUAACAAGGAGCGACAAGAUAUAGAACUUUGCGCUCAAAAAGCAACGUUACAGCAGCAGAGAUCGCAUAUUGAAAUUUUGGAGUCAGCCUUGGGGCGUGCCCAGCAACAUGUUAAUCGAUUGGAGGACGAUUUUCGACGACGGUGUAAUGGUGACUCGAGGCAUCUUUUGGUUUCCGCUGGUGUCGAUUCUAGUGCGACAGCUCAAACAGAACCGGCGGCUCAUAGAGAAUUGGCGAAUAUGGAAAUUAGAAUUCGAGAUUUGGAGGCCAAACUGAGCGAAAAGGAAAUGCUGAUACAUUUGCUUCAGCGUGCCUCCAUGGAUCGUGAAAUAGCAUUCGGAGCCACGAGAGGACUACCCGAAUCAGUCUCCCUGCUCAAUAGAUAUCCCAGCCAACAGCAACAGUCUAGUCAACCGCAACAUGAGAGCCAUCCUACCACAAAUCUCGCAACGACAGUGGUAAAAGGCACAUGGUCGGGAAGCAGCGGCUUGUCCAGCCUACCUAGUAGCUCACGAGGAAGUGCCAUUAGUGUCGCCAGCAAUAAUAGCCCUGCUCGCAACAAGGCACUGUCAUCAACCGCCAAUGCUCCAAACGCUUCUGCCGCAACUGAUGCGAAUCCAUCGGUCGCUAGUCAAAAUAAUGGGGGCACCGAGGCGACUCAAAGUCUUGACAAUCAAUUACGCGCCCUUGAUCGGUUCUACCAAAACAAACAAUCACUGAUUCAGGCUUUGCAGUCGGAUAAGGAACGCUUCCCUAAUAACUAUUGGCCUUCUUAACAGAAUAGAGUCGGCCGUUUACAGAAAUCUGUUAAAUCAUCAAAUUUUCUUUCUCUUAUUCUCCACCCGUCUGCCUAUCUAUCUUCCUAUGAAAAAUGAAAAGUAAUCAAAGGUUUCUAAGUUUUAAACACUCAAAAGACUGUUUGUGGAAUGCGUCUUUGACUUUAUGUGGUUGAAAAAUGCAAUCGUUUUUCUGACUCUC
Molecule: messenger RNA, 2895 nt
Organism: Daphnia carinata
Lineage: Eukaryota; Metazoa; Arthropoda; Branchiopoda; Diplostraca; Daphniidae
Exons: 9
Coding region: 126-2693 (855 amino acids)
Biological process (GO): regulation of cell migration; actin cytoskeleton organization
Cellular component (GO): bicellular tight junction; cytoplasmic vesicle; plasma membrane
Source: RefSeq, a predicted model, not a curated record